GUGUGUGUGUGUGUGUGUGUGUGCGUGCGUGCGUGCUUGUGUGCUUGUGUUCGUGCCGCUGUGUAUAUAUAGGCGUGCGGGCGGAGACAGACAGACACUCACACAUGGACACACUCAGGAUGAAGAGACUCAGUGUGGCGGCGGCUGUUGUGCUGAUGCUGAUGAUGGUGCUGCCCCGGGGGGGGUCUGCCCUGGAGGUCUCCAUCUCCCCCCUGGCGUCGUGUGACCCUGACUGUACCGGCAUGGACAACGGCGACAAAGUUGUCGACCCCCAAAACUGCACAAAUUACUACUACUGCAUCAACGGCCAACCGGCGGAUCACCCGAACAGCUGCGGCAACACUAGCCACUUCGACCCGGCCACCCUUGAGUGUGUGGCCGAUCCGGAGUGUAAGCCCGUGUGUGGUGGUGGAGGCUCGGGCUGCGCCAUAACCUGCAACGCUACCACGACGGUGGUCGCCAACCUCUUCAACUGCUCCACCUACUACUUCUGCACCCCCGGCGGUCCCGUGUGGGCGGAAUGCUCUGCUGAAUUCCCCUACUUCGACGGCAGGAGCUGCACCUACGACAAAAGUGUCUGCUGCUCCCCCUACUGUGAUCCGUACUGCGACGGCUCCGACUUCACCAUGGUGCCGGACCCCAGUGACUGUGGCUCGUUCUACGUGUGUGACGAAGGCGUGGAAGGGGAGCCAGGCGAGGAAUUCAAGUACCCCUGCGGCGACGGGAAGUACUUCAACAUAUCGCUUGGCAAUUGUGAGGCAGGCGACCCCAACUCCUGCACCACACUGUGCGACGCCGCCACGGGGAUUACCACCACCACCACCACCUCCACCGUCACCACCAGCUCGGGCGGCGGCGGCGGCACCACCCCCCCCGGCGGCGGCACCACCACCACCACCACCACCGGUGACUGCGUGACCACCUUCACCUGCCCCGCGGCGGGUGAUUUCCCCGCCUGCCAAACCUGCCAGCCGGAAUACUUUGACUGUGCCGGCGCGGGCGUGCCGGGCGUGAUGACCACCUGCCCCGGUGACAAUGUCUUCAACCCCACGCCAAACCUCGGCUUCUGUGUCCUGCCCGACAACUGCCCCUACCCCUGAUGCCCCCAUGCCCCCCUCCCCUACCCCUGAUGCCCCCAUGCCCCCCUCCCCUAUCCCUGAUGCCCCCAUGCCCCCCUCCCCUACCCCUGAUGCCCCCAUGCCCCCCUCCCCUACCCCUGAUGCCCCCAUUCCCCCCUCCCCUUUCCCUGAUGCCCCCAUGCCCCCCUCCCCUACCCCUGAUGCCCCAACCCCAGCACUCCUCCUCCCCUCCUCUGCUCUUACAUACUCACCUUCCGCCCCUGCCUGUAAAUCUCCCCUCAGUCUCCCCUUCCCGAUUGGUUAUAAUGAUGAUGAUGAUGAUGAUGACGAUGAUGACAGGAGCCAUACCUCAGGUCGUGUGACAUGGUUGUCUAUAAUCAAUUAAUAUAUCGUGCCCCCACCCAUGAAGAAGUAUACACAUGUAUGUAGGUACGUAUGUAAGUACCACGUGGUGUGCGUCUUCCCACGACAUGUAUCACUCCUGUCUUUGUUGGGUAAUAACAUUUGAUGCCACUAA
This is a messenger RNA of Eriocheir sinensis (Chinese mitten crab), 1596 nucleotides long. Its product is annotated as peritrophin-44-like. Gene Ontology annotation, molecular function: chitin binding. NCBI's taxonomy places the organism in Eukaryota, Metazoa, Arthropoda, Malacostraca, Decapoda, Varunidae. Gene Ontology annotation, cellular component: extracellular region. The transcript has 2 exons. The record is from RefSeq and is a predicted model, not a curated record. Bases 105 to 1100 code for a protein of 331 amino acids.